AGCCGCAGUGUUGCCGGUUGCAGUUUGCGUCACGUGACAGCGCAGAGGUCAGAGACUGCAAGGACGAAGCAUGGCGGCACCGUCGAGGAAAGUCUUCGAAGUGUUCGUGUCGAAAAUACCAUGGACAAUAGCAAGCAAGGAGAUGAGGGAGUACUUUGGACAGUUUGGCCAGGUCAAGAAGUGCCUCCUGCCCUUUGAUAAGGAGACAGGCUUCCAUAAAGGCUUCUGCUGGAUUGGGUACACAACAGAAGAAGGCCUGAACAAUGCACUGCAGAAAGACCCCCACAUUCUUGAAGGAACCAAGCUCCAAGUUCAGAGGAACAGGAGGGCUUUUGUGGGGCAGAGGACACUGACAAAGCAAAGGUCAAACAAAGAUGGAGAAUACGACUGAAACUGUGUGAAUGGAUGUGUCUGAGAGAAAUGUCUGCUGUUGUAUUUUUGUUAUUCUCAGGUCCAGAUUCACUAAGAUUAAAGGCACCGGCCUGUGGUUAUGCAGCAGUGAGCAGCUCUAUUGAUAUUGCAUGGACAAACUGUCUAUGUAAAGUGUUUGACACCACCUCUCUAGGGAUUUUUUCCACGCAUUCCAGUAAUCUGAGGCAGUUGGUGUGGUGAAGCGUCAAGGUGGUAUGACAGUAGAAACAGAUUAAUCUUGGAAAUCAGCAGAAAAAAGACGAGAAUGAUGGAAACAAAGGAAAUUGAUAUGU
This is a messenger RNA of Myripristis murdjan (pinecone soldierfish), 704 nucleotides long. It is a transcript of the gene slirp, whose product is annotated as SRA stem-loop interacting RNA binding protein. Lineage: Eukaryota; Metazoa; Chordata; Actinopteri; Holocentriformes; Holocentridae. The coding region runs from base 71 to 391 and encodes 106 amino acids. Gene Ontology annotation, molecular function: RNA binding. The transcript has 4 exons. The record is from RefSeq and is a predicted model, not a curated record.